Messenger RNA from Mizuhopecten yessoensis (Yesso scallop), 3696 nucleotides. RefSeq names its product putative ankyrin repeat protein RF_0381. The transcript has 5 exons. The record is from RefSeq and is a predicted model, not a curated record. Bases 75 to 1409 code for a protein of 444 amino acids. Lineage: Eukaryota; Metazoa; Mollusca; Bivalvia; Pectinida; Pectinidae. Gene Ontology annotation, molecular function: protein binding.
CACACGGAGUAGAACUGGACGUAUCGAGGAAAUACUACCGUCAAUGUGAUUUCGGGAGCUUCCGGUAUGAACGAAUGGCGGUUUUGCCCGAUCUUUAUCUGUCGCUGGAACAGGAUAAUCAUAAAAAGCUACACAAAUUGCUAGUAGGUGGCGCGGAUGUCGACUAUCUAUUUGAGGACGACGGACGUUUGAGCGGAAAGUCCCUGCUCCAUCUUUGUUGUGAAAAGGGACGUGUAGAGUGCGCGAAACUUCUAAUAAGAAAUGGAGCUGACAUUAACAUCCGGGACAGAUGGGGACAGACCCCCUUAAUGCACUGUGUCAUUGCCAGGAACCUUAAUCUGGCAAAAUUUUUGUUGUCAUGGAAAAAGUCCUCUGUGAGGUGCCAGGACAAAUUCGGUAAAACUGCACUACAUUUUGGAGUAGAGGAAGGUUGUGAAGAGGCUGUCAAAUUGUUACUGUGGUACGGAAGUGACGUUAACGCUAGCACUAUGUGUGGAUUGACCCCUCUGAUUAAUCUUUGCUCUCAGCCACCGUACCCAAACCAAAUCACACUUCUGGACGUGCUACUCACAUCUGGGGCUGUUGUCAAUAUGAGGGACUUUCGAUGUAAAAGGUCAGCUCUUCAGGCAGCAGCGCUACAGAAGAACAUCAAGGUCGUAGAAAAGCUUCUGUCUUGGGGAGCUGACCCGAACUCUCUGGACAGGGCUGGUCGGAGCGCCUUGACUAACGUCAUCAGUGAGUGCCUAAGUGCCUACGAGAUAAACCGAGAAAUUGACCCUGACGUCAUGACGGUAAUCGUACAACUGACUCAGGCGGGUUCCGAUCUCAACAUCACCAAGUGUAAAUGUAGUAACCCGCUUAUAGUCUCAACGUUCCUCAAGGUGGAGCCACUGGUGCGAUUCUUUUUGGACAACGGCGCAUGUCCGGAUGUUACAUUAUUAUUACGGAAUUUCCAGUCUGGGAUGACGCCUCUUCUGGUGGCUGUCAACAAAGGAGACGCUGCCGUGACACGUGCUCUCAUCUCGCACGGGUGCCGAAUGGACGUACGUGGAAGGAUAACGCGCAGACCAGAUGAGGAAGUGUAUAUGGACCCAUUCGAGUUGGCGAUAGAGAACGCGUCCUGGGAUUUGGUGAAAUACAUGGUUUCGGCGGGUUACCACCCUUCUAACCUUGCUUAUCUGCGGUCAGGUAGUUCUUCAGUCGCCCUUCCCACAUCUCUCCGGAUCAAUAAGGAUAUGCUGGACUUCUUGAGGACGGCGGCCUCCCAACCCACAAGCCUGUUCCAAUCAACGGCACUGAUGAUAUGGCGCACACUUGGUUCAGAUUUACCCAACAAAGUUCGUCUAUUAUCUCUUCCAUCCUCUCUCAAAUGUUUGAUUAUGUCAGAGGCGUUUUUGUCAAAGUAUUAAUAAAUUAUUGUUGCUCUUUUGAAUUAUGCUGUUCAGGACAAACUUAUAUGUGGUUUUGUUUUUGACUGUUUGGCUGGGUCAAGACUCAUGAAACUUACGUAGCAGUCAAUACAAUAAAGCAAUUUCUUCGCCUUCGAUUCUAUUUCUAUUUUUGUAAAUCACCAUAUCUAACUUUGAACUGCAUUUCGAACGAAGAUUUCUUAGUAGAUUAUCAUGAUAAACUGUACUUAUUCAAACUAUGGAACUGUAACCUGGAAUGAGUUACGAAACAAACCUAGCAUUAGAACGAUAGUUAUGGACUGACUCGUUGUUUUUCGGUUCACUGUCUAUUCUCCUAUUGGCGAGAAGGAAAUUAUUCGCACGACAAAACUAGCGAAUUAUAUGUGGUAAAGUGUUUGUUACGCCAUCGUACAGCUCCCCCAAUAAGAACAUGUACAUGUCGACUAAAUCCACUGUAUCGCAUUGAACAUUUUUGAAGCACGAUAUGUCAACGACAUGUGCACACCCACUCAAAUUCUGCGUAGAGGAACACCACAAAAUGUACCAGCUGGUCGUUACAAAACAUUGAGAUUUAAAAUGGCGAUGCUUCCUAUAAAGCACGCACAUAUCUGUUGUGAUUUUAGAACGAUUUUGAUAAGAAUGAUUACAUUGUACUAGUAUUUCCCUGUGCAGACCCGUUUAUACAUUUUGAGAGCUGUUUAAUUUAGACAUAUGACUGUAGUAUCUUAAUCUCAAAACUCAAUCGUGGAGGUAGAAAAAAAUAAAGCAUCAGUCUUAUUUGAUGUAUCUGCAUAGAUUGUAUUUGGUUGGAACUGGAGACUGGAAAGUAGCCUAAGCUCGAGGAAACAUAAUUAUUUCAAUUGGUACUGUACUUGGCUACCGGUGAAAUGUUGUGCAGACAAAUUCCUUUCCACAGUGAUCAGUCAAAUAUUUUCAGACGAUUUUACAGUUUUGUUAUCCGAUAUUUGUUUGAUUUAUCUAAUGAGUCACUUCAUUCUGUAGUUGUUUCUAGUGCUUACGUUUGUUCAAUCAGACAAUUUUAUGUGAGUGGUACCGUUUCAAAAAUAGAAGCCAGACCUUAUCUUCUAUUCCUUCUAUUCUUUCAUAAGCUGAGUUUUUGUUUCAAUCUGACCUUUGUUAUAAGAUUUAAGUGUUCUUAAACCAACCUUUCUUCAUUCUGGUUAACAUUCACAGUAUUUCUAGGUUAAUGUUAAUGAUUGUUUUUAUAAUAUGUACAGAAAAUCAAUGCUCAUAAAAUAUUUUAACACACGUCGAUGAACUUUUCUCAUUACUUGAUAUCAAUGUACCUUUAAUUUAUUAUAUUUGUGCUUUACUAUAUGUUUUGAGUGUAUUGUCUGAGAAUGUGGCUUAAAUAUCUACACGGUGUUAAAAAGACACUAAAAACUAAAGUAAAGACGUACUAAAAAUUAAUUAUGAAACAUGCGUUCCGGUGGACAAUACCUCCACUACAUGUGACACCCUCCAUGAUAGGUUUAGGAUUACCUAAAAGGCAACAAUGCCUAGGUGACGUGUAUUUUACAAUCAUGUUCCAUCGAAUUGAAAAAUUGAAAUUAAAAUGAUGAUCACGUGACUGUAAAUAAUUACACUGUAACAAUCACCUUCCAGAUAUUAACUUCACAAUCAUUGAUGUGUGGUAUAAUGUUGUCCACCUACAGUUGUUUUAAAUGUCACGCCAUACAUCAAACAGAUAAUCACAGGUAAGGUGGGCAGACAUGAUAACCGGACAGGUGUAAUUCAAAUCACAUCGUUAACAGGUAGGGACUGAUAUUUACCUUGCCGUGCUUACACUUAAAUAUGGAGACUAUUUUUGACAUUCACUCCAGAUCCGAAAUAAGCUGAACAGGAUUAUCUGAAGCUGUUACAGCUGUCAUUCAGUUAAAACGUAAAGUAAGAGGACAUGUGUAUUUUGGGUAAUGUAUAUGGUCGUUAAAUCGGUUUCAUUGUCUUAAUAAAUUAUUUCUCCCACCUCUAUAUGUACAUGAUUGUGAAAGAUACGCCUAUGUCUUUUGAAUGACUCAUGUACUUUAGGUGUGACUUCAAAGAGCACAAUCAGGUAUGGCAUGGCACUUCAAUGGAAUAAUCAGUCUUUAUUAUUGGAUGCAUAUGAACCCUGAAAAACGCAAUCUCAUUACGAAAAUAAAAUUUUGAUUACUAAUGGUGAAUAAUUUUGAUUCUUGGUCACUUUGUAUACUAUGGGUAUUCUGAAUUAACGAAUAUAUUCUGCGUUAAUUUCAAUGUGAUUGCGAGAGAACCAUUGUUUGUUGAA